This is a messenger RNA of Echinops telfairi (small Madagascar hedgehog), 856 nucleotides long. It is a transcript of the gene PSMB3, whose product is annotated as proteasome 20S subunit beta 3. Gene Ontology annotation, biological process: proteasome-mediated ubiquitin-dependent protein catabolic process. The coding region runs from base 142 to 759 and encodes 205 amino acids. NCBI's taxonomy places the organism in Eukaryota, Metazoa, Chordata, Mammalia, Afrosoricida, Tenrecidae. The transcript is spliced from 6 exons. The record is from RefSeq and is a predicted model, not a curated record. Gene Ontology annotation, cellular component: proteasome core complex, beta-subunit complex; proteasome core complex.
CCGGAAGCCGAGCUGUCCGGAAGAAUCAGCCUCUCGCCCUAUGAGGAGGAGGCAGCGAGGACGGUUGCGCGGCGACAACCUGCGCGGGUUUGCUGGAAUCGCGGCGGCGGCGGCGACUGGGGGCUCUGUUCCACUGCAAUCAUGUCGAUUAUGUCCUACAAUGGCGGGGCCGUCAUGGCCAUGAAAGGGAAGAACUGUGUGGCCAUCGCGGCGGACAGGCGCUUCGGGAUUCAGGCCCAGAUGGUGACCACAGACUUCCAGAAGAUCUUCCCCAUGGGAGACCGUCUGUACAUCGGCCUGGCAGGGCUCGCCACGGACGUCCAGACCGUUGCCCAGCGCCUCAAGUUCCGGCUGAACCUCUACGAGCUGAAGGAAGGUCGGCAGAUCAAGCCCUACACGCUCAUGAGCAUGGUGGCCAACCUCCUGUAUGAGAAACGGUUUGGCCCGUACUACACGGAGCCCGUCAUUGCUGGGUUGGACCCAAAGACCUUCAAGCCAUUCAUUUGCUCUCUGGACCUCAUCGGCUGCCCCAUGGUGACUGACGACUUUGUGGUCAGUGGCACCUGCGCUGAGCAAAUGUACGGGAUGUGCGAGUCCCUCUGGGAGCCCAACAUGGAUCCGGAACACUUAUUUGAAACCAUCUCCCAAGCCAUGCUGAAUGCUGUGGACCGGGACGCGGUGUCCGGGAUGGGAGUCGUCGUCCACAUCAUCGAGAAGGACAAAAUCACCACCCGGACACUGAAGGCCCGAAUGGACUAACUGCACCUCUUCCGAGCCCGGUACCCAUUUCUCUCUCCCUUCUGGAAAAGCCCAGUGUCUUGUUUUGUUGUUUUUAAUUAAAUACGUUUUUCUUUCA